AUCGCGUUUAUUGAAUCAUCAAUCUGUUUGUAGAAAUGUGUAGAAGUAGAACUUCCUUUCACCACUAUCUUGUACUGGGGACAGAGGGAGACCCACUUUUCAGAAGAAGCAGGACCUGACUUAAAGCAGACGUGUCUCAUCUUCGUAAGCCAACCAAAAAGGUCCAAGAGAAGAGGCCGAGACCGAGAGCCACAACUUUUUAUAUACAAUACAAUUGAACUGAUCAAUUAAUCCAUGGAAGCCAUAGCAACUCUCUUCAUCCAUCUCCCAAGCAGCACUAAACUAAACAUGUUCUCACUUUCAGACAUGCCUUCAGUGUCAACAAUGCUAUCAGCCUACGCCUCCUUGGCCGCUUCCACCAUGCUCAUUCGGUCGAUGGCCAACGAGUUCAUACCCCAUCAGCUCCAAGACUACAUUUUCUCGGGCCUCCGCUACCUCUUCUCCCCUCGGCUUUCUCAGCUCACGCUCAUCUUCGAAGAAUUCAGUGGGAUCACCCGCAAUCAAGUCUAUGAGGCGGCCGAGUUGUACCUCAGCACCAAGAUCACCCCCUCGAUCGAACGUCUAAAGGUGUGCAAGGCCCCCAGAGAAAAGAACCUCACCAUCACAAUAGAGAAAGGCGAAGAGGUCGUGGAUGCCUUCGAAGGAGUUGAGCUCAAAUGGAAAUUCGUUUGCUCUGAUAACGAGAGGACUGGCAGCACAGAGCGAUACUUUGAGCUCAGAUUCAACAAGAAAUACAGAGAAAAGGUGCUGGAUUUUUACUUGCCAUUUGUGUUAAGCAAAUCGAAGGCACUCAAGGAGGGUAAAAAGGUAGUAAAGCUUCAUACUCUCGGCUUCUUCUACGACGACAUGGGAGGAGGCGGAGGCGGAGGUGUAUGGGGAUCAAUCAAUCUCGAUCACCCAGCUACGUUCAACACGCUGGCGAUGGAUCCUGAGCUCAAGAAGGCAUUGAUAGAUGAUCUGGACAGGUUCGUGAAGCGGAGGGACUUCUAUAAGAAGGUGGGGAAAGCUUGGAAACGUGGGUAUCUGUUAUACGGCCCUCCUGGUACCGGCAAGUCUAGCUUGAUUGCUGCCAUGGCCAACUACCUGAAUUUUGACAUCUACGACCUGGAGCUUUCCCAACUCCGGCAUGAUUCGGAACUCAGGAGGCUGCUGGUUGCCACGGCAAAUCGAUCCAUACUUGUGAUUGAGGAUAUCGAUUGCAGUGUUCAAUUGCGUGAUCGACAGCUCGAGGUUGGAUGUGACGUUUCAAGUGAACAGUUGACUCUUUCAGGGAUACUCAACUUCAUAGAUGGGCUAUGGUCGAGCUGUGGAGAUGAGCGGAUUAUUGUCUUCACCACCAACCACAAGGAUCGGCUAGACCCUGCACUGUUGCGCCCUGGUCGUAUGGACAUGCACAUUCAUAUGUCCUACUGCACUCCUAAAGGGUUCAAGCUUCUAGCUUCCAACUACCAUGGCAUACACGAUCACCCUCUACAUGGAGAGAUUGAAGAGCUGAUAGAGAAGACAGAGGUCACCCCUGCAGAGUUGGCAGAGGAGCUAAUGAAGAGUGACCAAGCAGACACUGCCAUGGCUGGAGUAAUCAAUUUCCUAAAGCGAAAGAAAAUGGAAAAUGAUAUGGUCAAGGAUGAGCAAGGAAAAGAAGCUGAUUGUCGAGACCAAAAAAGGCAGAAAAUCGGCAAGGGAGAUGGGCGGAACCGGAAUGAACGUACAAGAAGGAGCACAAGACUCAGAAGGAAUCGAUGGAGGUGAUGGAGCCGGGGAGAAGCAUGGAGCUUUUCAUUAAUUUACUUACACCCGGCCCCUUAAUUAAGAGGGUUUUGGGUUUACUUUUUAGUGGAGGAAUUUCGGUGUAAGCUUGUCAAAACUAAUUAAAUUAAUGGUAUCUCAAGUUGAGGGUUUCCCAUUAACUGCAAGCAGAUGUAUUGGGAAUUUGGAUGAGUUCAAACAUGCAUAGAAGAGAGGAAGUUGGUAUCAUAUAUAGUCAGACUCAGACUGAGAAACUGGCAAAUGUAAUGGAGGUAUUGAAUGGUGUCAAAUGUGAGUUAAGAAUC
Nelumbo nucifera (sacred lotus) is the source of this 2051-nucleotide messenger RNA. RefSeq names its product AAA-ATPase At3g50940-like. The record is from RefSeq and is a predicted model, not a curated record. Gene Ontology annotation, molecular function: ATP binding; ATP hydrolysis activity. Lineage: Eukaryota; Viridiplantae; Streptophyta; Magnoliopsida; Proteales; Nelumbonaceae.